UCAUUUAUAAAACCUCAGUUUGUUGUGAAAGCUACAUUACAUAUUUAAAAAUGAAGAAUUUUGUUGUACUUAUCGUAUUAAGUUGUCUUUUGGUUAUCGUAGUUUCAACGUCAUUUCAGGGGAAUUGCGGUGCCAACUCCAGUUUAGGAUGCAAACGUUGUUGUCCAGAUAAAAGUUGCAGCAAUAGGAGAGCAGUAUGUCGAGAUAAUGUCUGUUCAGAGGUACGUCCAGGUGUGUGUCAAUUUCAAUGUCGAUGUAAUCCAGGUUAUUUAAGAAAUAUUAAAGGGGAGUGUGUUCUGCCGGACCAGUGUCCACCAAUACCAGUUGGGAAGUAAAUGUAUAAAGUUAGAAAUUGUUAGUUCUGUAUUAUGGAAAUUAAUAGUAAUUAUAGUA
Molecule: messenger RNA, 393 nt
Organism: Diabrotica virgifera virgifera (western corn rootworm)
Lineage: Eukaryota; Metazoa; Arthropoda; Insecta; Coleoptera; Chrysomelidae
Product: chymotrypsin inhibitor-like
Exons: 2
Coding region: 51-335 (94 amino acids)
Source: RefSeq, a predicted model, not a curated record